This is a messenger RNA of Cryptococcus wingfieldii CBS 7118, 1356 nucleotides long. Its product is annotated as aspartyl-tRNA(Asn)/glutamyl-tRNA (Gln) amidotransferase subunit A. Bases 1 to 1356 code for a protein of 451 amino acids. NCBI's taxonomy places the organism in Eukaryota, Fungi, Basidiomycota, Tremellomycetes, Tremellales, Cryptococcaceae. Gene Ontology annotation, biological process: glutaminyl-tRNAGln biosynthesis via transamidation; mitochondrial translation. Gene Ontology annotation, cellular component: glutamyl-tRNA(Gln) amidotransferase complex; mitochondrion. Gene Ontology annotation, molecular function: glutaminyl-tRNA synthase (glutamine-hydrolyzing) activity. The transcript has 8 exons. The record is from RefSeq and is a predicted model, not a curated record.
AUGCGGGCAUCCCUCAGGUCGCUCGCUCUCGGCCCCUAUGCAUCCCGCACCCCGCACCCUGCCCCUGCCCCCCCCGGUCUGCUCGCAGGGAAACACAUAGCCAUCAAGGAAAACAUCUCCUACUCGCAAGCACCCACCUCCUGCUCGUCCCAGCUCCUGCAAGGAUACAUUCCUCCCUACAAUGCUGCCUGCGUUGACCACUUGAUCAACGCCGGCGCGCAUAUCGUGGGCACCACAAAGAUGGACGAAUUUGGCAUGGGGCAGGUUCUCACAAACUACAAACAUACCACCAUCGUACUCACCACUGGGGGCAGUUCGGGAGGGUCUGCUGCUGCUGUCGCUGAAGGAUCCUGCUGGGCAGCCCUUGGUACUGACACGGGAGGGUCUGUCAGACUACCCGCCAGCUAUUGUGGUGUUGUCGGCCUGAAGCCUUCAUAUGGCCUUGUCAGCAGGCGAGGUGUCGUGGCAUAUGGAGAUUCUCUCGAUUGUGUCGGAGUCCUGGCAAAAGACAUUGAUAUCGUCGAAAAAGUCUUCAAUAUCAUUUCCCAUCCUGAUGACCGCGACAUGACCUGCGCUCCCUCAUCCGUUCGCUCUACAUCUCUACCCCUCGACCUCUCUUCCACCUCUCUCAAAAACCUACGCAUCGGUAUACCUGCACAGACUCUUCUCCCUCAUCCCUACACGUCCAUCCCGCCAUCACUGCUCACCCAUCUCCAAUCCCUCGGCGCAUCGCUACGCCCCGUGUCGCUACCGUCUGUCAGGAAGGCGCUUCCGGCGUACUAUGUGCUGGCUAGUGCUGAAGCGAGCUCAAAUUUGGGCAGGUAUGGCGGAGGAUGGUAUGGGUCCGAGGCAGAGAAAGAGGCAGGGAGGAUAGAGGGUGAAAGCGGGCAGGAGAGGCGGGUCAGAGUAAGGAGUGACGGGUUUGGAAAGGAAGUGAAAAAAAGAAUACUGGCAGGGACACAUGCCCUCAGUGCAGACGAGUUCAACAACACAUACCUCAAGGCCCUUUACCUCCGCCGCCUCCUUCGACAAGAAUAUCAACGUACUUUCCGAAUCGCACAUCCUCUGGCCGCGCCCUACACCCCCAACUCUGACGGUGUCGAUCUCAUCCUCCAUCCCACUGCUAUCCGCACAGCACCUUUGCUCAACCAAGACGCAAAGACGGGCGAAAGUGUAUAUCUGCAAGAUCUGAUCACGGUGCCGCCCAGUUUGGCGGGGUUACCAGCAAUGUCUGUGCCGGCUGGCAAAGCAGAAGAUGGAUGGCCAGUGGGGAUGAGUGUGACAGGUCAGUGGGGAAUGGAAGGGUUGGUGUUUGGGUUGGGCCGGGCGAUUGAAGGUUGGGCGAGAAAUCUAUAG